Molecule: messenger RNA, 1796 nt
Organism: Populus trichocarpa (black cottonwood)
Lineage: Eukaryota; Viridiplantae; Streptophyta; Magnoliopsida; Malpighiales; Salicaceae
Product: ribose-phosphate pyrophosphokinase 4
Exons: 7
Coding region: 127-1380 (417 amino acids)
Biological process (GO): purine nucleotide biosynthetic process; 5-phosphoribose 1-diphosphate biosynthetic process
Cellular component (GO): cytoplasm; ribose phosphate diphosphokinase complex
Molecular function (GO): magnesium ion binding; ribose phosphate diphosphokinase activity
Source: RefSeq, a predicted model, not a curated record
AAUAGCAUCAGCAGGAAACUGUGGUAGGUAGAGAGAGGAGAGAGAGAGAAUCUAACUAGUUGUUAAUUAACCAUGUCUGAAAUUUGAGAGAUCAAUUCAACGUAAAACAAAAUCAAUAACUGAGAUAUGGCGGCAACACCACCACUCCAAUCCUCCUCCUCCUCCUCCACCGCUUCACGCAAAAAUCUUUCUUACUAUAGUUACAUCUAUAACAACAAAUGUCCCAAAUUCCCUUCUCUCCUCUUCAAAACCAAAUCACAGACUACUAUUAGUAUUAGGAUUAGGUGCGACGCCCAAAAUUGGAGUGCUGGGUAUGUAUCUGCGGCAACCAAUCACCAUCUUCACUCGAUCCAAAACUCUUCUCCUUCUCCUUCCUCCUUUUCAAUUCCCUCCGCCUCCUCCUCCUCAUCGGAGUCCUCUCCUUCCAAAAGGGUUUGCCUUUUCUACUGCGCUGAAACCAAACCCUUAGCUCAACGAAUCGCUGCCGAGUCCGAUUCAAUCGAGCUCCGCUCCAUCUCUUGGAGGACAUUUGAUGAUGGGUUUCCGAAUUUAUUUAUACCAAAUGCACAAGGAAUUAGGGGUCAGCAUGUAGCCUUUCUGGCUUCUUUUAGUUCCCCCAAAGUAAUAUUUGAGCAGCUUUCAAUUAUAUACGCUUUGCCCAAAUUGUUCAUUUCUUCCUUCACCCUCGUCCUUCCCUUUUUUCCCACUGGAACUUCGGAGCGUAUGGAGGACGAAGGAGAUGUUGCCACUGCCUUCACUCUUGCUAGGAUCUUGUCCAAUAUACCAACUUCCAGGGGAGGUCCUACUAGCUUGGUCACUUUUGAUAUCCAUGCUCUUCAGGAGAGGUUCUACUUCGGAGAUAAUAUUUUACCAUGCUUUGAGAGUGGAAUACCUUUGCUUAAAAAUAGGCUUCAGGAGCUCCCUGAUUCUGACAAAAUAGCAAUUGCUUUUCCUGAUGAUGGUGCAUGGAAACGAUUUCAUAAACAACUGCAUCAUUUCCCUACGAUCAUUUGUGCUAAAGUUCGGGAAGGUGACCAAAGAAUUGUGCGUAUCAAGGAGGGAGACCCUCGAGGACGUCAUGUUGUUAUUGUUGAUGAUUUGGUUCAGUCGGGUGGCACUCUGGUAGAAUGUCAGAAAAUAUUGGCUAACCAUGGAGCGGCAAAAAUAAGUGCCUACGUGACUCAUGGGAUUUUUCCAAAUAGAUCGUGGGAGCGCUUUGAAUCUGAUAAUGGAGGCCACCCAGGGGCAGGGCUAACCUACUUCUGGAUUACAGACUCAUGCCCAUUGACGGUGAAGGAAGUGAUGAACAAACCGCCAUUUGAAGUUCUAAGUCUUGCCGGUUCAAUAGCAGCUGCCCUUCAAAUCGGGCAGUUGUUCUAAUUCCCCUGAUCAUCUUGAUGGUGUCUGUCAAAGCAGUGAGAACUGCUGAUAAUGAGAGUUUCGAUUUUGUUUUCACCUCUUUUCUCUUUUCAUUUUUCAAUUCUUUUUUCUCCUCCAGUUUUACUAAUGUUUCAUUCAUCUUGACAUGUGGGAUUGAUGUCAAGUUUUUGGUCUUUGAAAAACUAUGAGAACAGGAACUUCCAGGCAGAAUAAAGUUUUCAAGUAGGAUUUUCACCUCAAUAAGCAAUUUGUAAAUUUCACUUGUUGAUCACCAUCAGUCUUUUAAGUUUUAUGUUUGGACUUCGGAGGGAAAAGUUAAGUCUGCUAUGGGGAACACUUGUGUUAUUUCUAGAGGAGCACUGUUUUUAGCCUUUUGAGCUGUGCAAUAAAGAUGUUUUUUUAAUUUUAUUGAAUAA